This is a messenger RNA of Gloeophyllum trabeum ATCC 11539, 528 nucleotides long. Its product is annotated as Ssu72-like protein. Bases 1 to 528 code for a protein of 175 amino acids. The transcript is spliced from 5 exons. Lineage: Eukaryota; Fungi; Basidiomycota; Agaricomycetes; Gloeophyllales; Gloeophyllaceae. Gene Ontology annotation, molecular function: RNA polymerase II CTD heptapeptide repeat phosphatase activity. Gene Ontology annotation, cellular component: mRNA cleavage and polyadenylation specificity factor complex; nucleus. The record is from RefSeq and is a predicted model, not a curated record. Gene Ontology annotation, biological process: termination of RNA polymerase II transcription.
AUGGAAGGUCAUCACGUCUUGGCCAAGGCCGGAUAUCGUGUCGUGUCGUAUGGCACCGGCUCAGCCGUACGACUUCCAGGUCCUGCAAUCGACAAGCCAAAUAUAUACGCUUUCGGAACACCCUACAACCAAAUAUAUGAAGAAUUGAAUGCAAAGGAUCCUCGAUUGUACACUGCCAACGGCUUACUCCAAAUGCUAGACCGCAACAGGCGGAUCAAGGUAGCUCCAGAACGGUGGCAGGAGAGCAAGACGGUCGCCGACAUUGUAAUUACAUGCGAGGAGCGAUGUUUUGACGCCGUUUGUGAAGAUUUACUGACACGCGGAGGAGAACUUAAUCGGCCUGUUCAUGUCAUAAAUAUCGAAAUCAAGGAUAACCACGAGGAAGCCCUCAUUGCGGGGAAGGCAAUGCUAGACUUAGCCGCUGCCAUCGAAGCUUCUGAUGAUAUAGAUGAAGACAUUGAUAAGAUCCUGCAAGUACAGCAAGAGAAGCACCCACACAAUCUGCUCCACGCUGUUGCAUUCUACUAG